Marchantia polymorpha subsp. ruderalis is the source of this 2385-nucleotide messenger RNA. Lineage: Eukaryota; Viridiplantae; Streptophyta; Marchantiopsida; Marchantiales; Marchantiaceae. The record is from the annotation of a GenBank genome assembly.
UUUAGGAAUAAAAGGACACGGAGAUGGACCACGGUGUAACUUUACUUGUGUGAAGCAAGAGACGGAGGACUAUAGAGAUCACGCGGAUGUUGUUGACUGGAAGACCGAAUGCACGCAGAGGUUGGGGCAAACGAGGUGGGUCAAUUUGGGCCUUCUGCUCUGCUUGAGGUUCGGCUCAAAUUCGGUAUCGUAUGGGUCCUGCCACUGCCCCGGACUCUAAAGCGUGGAGUGGUGGCUAUCUUUGUCUAGUAGACUCGCUGUGAACGCAAACAAUAACUCAUCAUCGCCAUGAAUCCUGUUCAGAGCCCCACCUUCUGACCCGGUCAAUGUGCCUGAGCUUUCUGCUGGCAUGGCAGCCCUCUUGAUGCUGGGACUAUAAAGACGGCAAAUUGUUCAUUCAGUGAGUCAUGAGCGGGGUUUCUUUCUACAACUUGCCUCUCGAUGCUCAACCUGCUGUAGCUGAAAAUCAUCGUGGAUCGACUCGAUAGACUAAAAAGAGUUACGAUCCACACAAAAAUAAGAGCAGAAGAGCACAGGAGGUCGGGGAAAUUCUGGAAUUGACCUCAUCAGACCUCCUAUCAUUCAUUCCUCAUAUUCAUUCAUUCAUCUGUGAAGAUUUUCAGCACGUAUUGAGCGAUUGUCAAUUGACCGUUGCAUUCAUAAAAAAAUCCCUCCCAUCCAUAUCUUCUCCUUCCGCAGGAUGGCAUCGUGGGACUUCGACUCGGAGGCUGCUAAUGCCGGCAAACUUGUGGGAGUCGUGGGACUCUGGAGCCCUGUUGGAGAGUGGUUGAUUCGCAGAUUGCUGCAGAAAGGCUACAAAGUCGUGUCUGCCCUGCCUACAUCCCCUGAACAAGCAGCCGAGUUGAUGGGCAUGGCAGGAGCCGAGGAGAGCUUGGAGCUGAGGGAAGCAGAUCUGCUUGACUAUGCGAGCCUUACACAUGCAUUCAGCGGUUGCUCUGCCAUUUUUCUCACAUCUCCCCCGGCGGACUCACUUAACGGGCUUCCGGAGUAUCCAGCAGAAGCGAUUGAGGGUGAAGUGAGAAGCACACUCAAUGUGGUGGAGGCUUGUGCGAACGUGUCUUCCGUCAAACGAUUGCUCCUGACCUCCUGCGCGUCGACCAUGGUCUUCGAUGUCAGACAAUCACCCAACGGUGUGCAGACGGUGGACGAGCGAUGUUGGAGUAAUCUGGACUUCUGCCGAGAAAACAAGUUAUGGGGAGCCGUCAGCAAAACCUUGGCAGAGAAAGCCGCCUGGGCUCUUGCAAGGGACAGAGGAGUGGACCUCGUAGUGAUCAAUCCUGCGACUGUGGUUGGCCCAUAUGCUACCACAACCAGUCACUCUCUUAUGUCUUCUUUGAAAGAGAGGAAGCAGAAUGCAGUUAUGGCAUACGCUCACGUGGAUGAUGUAGCCGAAGCUCAUAUUCAAGCGUUCGAGAAGCCUAGUGCCUCCGGACGUUUUCUGUGCUUUCAUCGGCUCUUCUCCAACAACGAGACCCGCGAGCUCCGAGACACUCCAUACAGCGCCCAAAGUCUUGAUUCCCGAUUCUUGAAGCCCUGGGGAUCGACGUCUCUCUCCAAUAAGAAACUCCAAAGGCUAGCCACAAUGUGAAAUCGCCUGGUCUUAAUGCUUGUGAUCGGGUUGCGUUCCAGCAGAACAAAGAAUAGUAUGUGGUGGAUGGAAAGCAGGAAGUACAUAUACGAGUAUCCCAGAGAACGGAAAGUCAACUAGACUCGUGAUUUAACGAGACCUACUCUUAGGAGUACCGCUGUCAAAGGUGGCUGCAAAGAACAUUGUACAGGCUCCCGACACCACCUAUGUAUGCAGAGAAUGUACACAUUAGAACAGCUUCACUGGUGAACUCAAUAACUCUCUCCUGAUCUGCUCAGAUUGCAUGCAGUGAAGGUGAAGAAGUUCGUCCCUGCCCGACCCUGAAAAACCAUUGCUGCCAGAUCCAUGCUUUCAGAAAUAUUCAUCUCAUGUGAGAUUUAAAUCAAACUUUCGGACUGGUGAAAAUUUUGGCCUUCAAAAGAUAGACCCAAAGUGUACAGUUCACAGUUCUAGAUGUUAGGAGGAUGAGUCCUCGAUGCAAUCCAUUCCUCGUAAGGUCUGGUCCAAGUAUGUCAUUUCAACACUCCAUCAAUAUGACUUGUAAGAUAGCAUAUAGAAUCACGGAGACUUACCACGUGUGGACGAGCCUCUAAACCUGUGAAGAAUAUUGAAUGAACUAUUGACGACACGAAGGAGCAAAGGGGCGUUAUAACUAUCCAGAGUCUCAACGGCAUGUUAUGACUUCAGCUUCAAAUUAAGCUUUCCGCUAUCGACAUAUUAUAGACGUCCAAAAGAUAUGAGAAGUGAUUUUAAAUGUCCGUAUAUUCCAACUCAUC